GCCCCUCGACUACAAGUCCCAUCCGCCCCGCGCUCGCGCACAUUACGCCACGGGAAGAUGGCCGACACGGCGGCCGGAGCCAGUGGCUCCGGAACGAGAUCAGGAAGUAAACAGUCCACCAACCCUGCAGAUAACUACCAUCUGGCACGGAGAAGAACCUUGCAAGUGGUUGUGAGCUCCUUGCUGACAGAGGCUGGGUUUGAGAGUGCAGAGAAAGCAUCUGUGGAAACACUGACAGAGAUGCUGCAGAGCUACAUCUCAGAAAUCGGGAGGAGUGCCAAGUCUUACUGCGAGCACACUGCCAGGACUCAGCCCACACUGUCAGAUAUUGUGGUCACACUGGUUGAGAUGGGCUUCAAUGUGGACACCCUCCCUGCUUACGCAAAGCGGUCUCAGAGGAUGGUCAUCACUGCCCCUCCAGUAACCAAUCAGCCAGUGACUCCCAAAGCCCUCACCGCAGGACAGAACCGGCCCCACCCGCCACACAUCCCAAGCCACUUUCCUGAGUUUCCUGACCCCCAUACCUACAUUAAAACUCCGACCUACCGAGAGCCUGUGUCGGACUACCAGGUCCUACGGGAGAAGGCGGCAUCUCAGAGGCGAGAUGUGGAGCGGGCACUCACCCGCUUCAUGGCCAAGACGGGGGAGACCCAGAGCCUUUUCAGGGAUGACGUCAGCACCUUCCCAUUGAUCGCGGCCAGGCCUUUCACCAUCCCCUACCUGACCGCCCUCCUCCCCUCCGAGCUGGAGAUGCAGCAGAUGGAAGAGACCGACUCCUCCGAGCAGGAUGAGCAGACAGACACAGAGAAUCUGGCUCUUCACGUCAACACGGACGAUUCUGGAGCUGAGAAGGAGAACACUUCUGUCCUGCAGCAGAACCCCUCCUUGGCAGGAGGCCGGAACGGGGAGGAGAGCAUCAUUGAUAACCCCUAUCUGCGGCCCGUGAAGAAGCCCAAGAUCCGCAGGAAGAAGUCCCUCUCGUGAGCAGCAAAAGAAGCUGGCCUGGGAGGGCUGCAGACUCCACCCUCCUGCGAGAGGAAAAGCCACCGGAGGGAAGAGGAGAGGGGACCUCCGUGUGGUCAAGCUGAGGCUGCAGGGUGUGGUCCAGCAUGAUUUUAUAGCAAAGCUUCUGUUCACAUGACCUGUUUUGGAAGUGGAGCUGUGGCUCAAGUGAUAGAGCACCAACAUUGAGUGAAAAAGCUAAGGGACAACACCCGGGC
Molecule: messenger RNA, 1220 nt
Organism: Dipodomys spectabilis (banner-tailed kangaroo rat)
Lineage: Eukaryota; Metazoa; Chordata; Mammalia; Rodentia; Heteromyidae
Gene: Taf8
Product: TATA-box binding protein associated factor 8
Exons: 9
Coding region: 58-984 (308 amino acids)
Biological process (GO): transcription initiation at RNA polymerase II promoter
Cellular component (GO): transcription factor TFIID complex
Molecular function (GO): protein heterodimerization activity
Source: RefSeq, a predicted model, not a curated record